AUGUCAUCCUGGUCGUUUUUCGCUUCCAUAGGCGCUUUCGCCGAUAAAGUGGGACUUUCAGCCAAAACGUGGUCUUUGUUCCAAAAAAUUGAAGAAUUUUUCAGUGAUGACAUGUACGAGCCUCAGCGAGUCGUUCGAGCUCCAAAAUUCAUCCGAUUUGGACGUGGAGGUGGAGCAAAGUUUAUACGGUUCGGAAGAAGUGGCACGAAUACGUGGGUAAGUAGGUGA
Molecule: messenger RNA, 228 nt
Organism: Haemonchus placei
Lineage: Eukaryota; Metazoa; Nematoda; Chromadorea; Rhabditida; Trichostrongylidae
Source: the annotation of a GenBank genome assembly